Molecule: messenger RNA, 1284 nt
Organism: Besnoitia besnoiti
Lineage: Eukaryota; Apicomplexa; Conoidasida; Eucoccidiorida; Sarcocystidae
Product: putative DnaJ family chaperone
Exons: 9
Coding region: 1-1284 (427 amino acids)
Biological process (GO): response to heat; protein refolding
Cellular component (GO): cytoplasm; cytosol
Molecular function (GO): Hsp70 protein binding; ATP binding
Source: RefSeq, a predicted model, not a curated record
AUGUAUUUCAGCAGUUUCCCCUUCGGGGAUGACAUGCGGGGUGGACCGGGCCCUCGUCGGGCAGGAAGCAAAGAGAAAAACAACACUAAGUUCUACGAAAUUCUGGAAGUUGACCGCAGCGCUUCAGUUGCUGACAUUAAGAAGAGUUACAGGAAGCUGGCCAUCAAGCACCACCCAGACAAGGGAGGCGAUCCCGAGAAGUUCAAGGAAAUUUCGAGGGCAUAUGAAGUCCUCUCGGAUCCUGAGAAGCGCCGGAUCUACGACGACCAUGGCGAGGAAGGCCUGGAGGGCGGCGGCGCCGGGGCCGACCCCACAGACAUCUUUGAUCUUUUCUUCGGCGGCGGUCGCCGCGCGACUCGCCAGGCCUCCAAGAAGAAGGGAGAAGACAUUGUCUCCGCCAUGAAGGUUACUCUGGAACAGAUGUACUCCGGAGCGACGAAACGCAUGGCAAUCAACAAGGAUGUCCUCUGCAAGUCCUGCAACGGCGUCGGUGGACCCGCGGACGCUCUGACCACUUGCCGCGACUGCGACGGCCACGGAGUUAAAAUUGUGACGCGACAGAUCGGCCCGAUGAUUCAGCAGACGCAGAGCGUCUGCCCAGCGUGCAAGGGAGCUGGCAAGAUGAUGGACCCGAGCAAGCGGUGCAAGUCCUGCACAGGCAAGGGUGUCGUGAAGGAGAGGAAGAUCUUGGAGAUCUAUAUCGAGAAGGGUGCGAAGAAUCACCACAAAGUCAUUUUCCACGGCGACGCCGACGAGCGGCCCAACGAGAUUCCCGGGGACGUUAUUUUCAUUCUGGAGCAGCAGGAGCACGCUGUGUUCAAGCGCCGCGGCAACGACCUCUUCAUGACGAAGAAAAUAUCUCUCCUCGAGUCCCUCUGCGGCUACAAGUUCGUUUUGACGCACCUCGAUGGCCGUCAGCUCCUUAUCCAGAGCCCGCCCGACACCGUCACGAAGCCUGAGGCUGUGCAAAUCAUCAAGGGCGAGGGUAUGCCGCAGCAGAAGAACCCCUUCUUGAAGGGUGACCUGUUCAUCGUCUUCGAGGUCGAGUUCCCCGAACACGUCAGCGAGGCAGACGCGAAGAAGCUCAGCCAGAUUCUCCCCAAGCCGGCUGAAGCUGUCAUGGUCAACGAAGACGACCCAAAUGUCGAGAUCCACAUUGCGGAGCCGAUCGACCCCGAUGACCUCCGCACUCGCCAGCAGACGCAGCGAACCGGCGAGGCGUACGAGGAGGAUGACGAUGACGAGCACCCUGGCCAGCAACGUGUGCAGUGCCGGCAGCAGUAG